AUGCCAUAUUCCGAAGCAGCUUCAAGCACACGAUGGCACUCUUUCCUAAUUACAGGAUUGUCAAUAUUCAUCUGUCUAUCCAUCUUCCGACUGAUUACACCCGAUACACUUAAUGGACGUCCGUCGGGUCCUGAAUAUCUAGGACUCUCCGGGCAGCAUUUUCACCCAAUUGAUCGACUGGUGUUCGCUGCCCAGAACCGACUCCAUUACCUUCUUUCUCGGCAGAGUCACAAUGUCACCAGUGCAGCCGACCGCUAUCGCCUUCGUCGCGGCCGUCAUCCUCCGCCUGGCUUUGACCAAUGGUUUGAAUUCGCACAGGCCCACAAUGCUGUCGUUAUAGAGGAAUUUUUCGACCAGAUCUAUGGUGAUCUGAGUCCAUACUGGGGAGUCGAACCGGCCGACAUGCGUCGUCAGGCGAGUGGCUUUGCUCCGCGUAUCACUGUUCGGGACCAUGUGUCCAGCACCACUGCAGAUGUUGAAAACAGCGACCGACUAUAUUCAUGGCACAGCCUGAUCUCCACUCUCCAAGACUACCUGCCGGACAUGGAUAUUCCAGUCAAUACUAUGGAUGAGCCUCGGGUAAUCAUACCCUGGGAGACAAAGCCACGCUACGUGCUGAAGGAUUACGAAAGUCAGCGAGUUUGGAGCACCGAGAAUGUCAUCUCGGAGUACAUGCCACUGCCCAACCCAAGCAUAAUGCAGCCAAAACCGUAUUAUCCUCCAAUCGUUGACAUAACGCCUAUCAGCUUCUGGGAGGUGGUGCGGCUUGGCUGCCCGUCCGAUAGCCAGCCCCGGAGUGGUUCGCUUCCCCAGAUUGACUUCUCCAACCCUCCCUCAGAGCUCAACAAUUAUCUUCAAAUGCUACAAGACGGCUAUGUCAGUAACUGGCCUCGGUCCAAAGACCCAUGCGCCCGGCCUGAGCUACAGGUGCUGCAUGGUACGUUUAUUGAACCGAACGCCGCCUCGGUUACCCAGGAGCUCUUCCCUCUAUUUGGUGGCUCAAAGCUGUCGGUCGGCAAUGAGAUCCUACUUCCCUCAUCCAACGAUUGGGCAAGUGAGGAUGUCUUCCCCUCCAGACAAGGAAGCGAGCUGGACUGGAAUCUGAAGAAGGGAACGGUCUUCUGGCGCGGACCAGCAACUGGUGGCCGCAAUCGCGAGGAGAAUUGGACGGGAUUUCACCGACAUCGCUUCGUUUCGAUGAUGAACGCAUCAACGGUCGAGCAGGCAGAUAUGGGCAGAUCCUACUUGAACUUCAGACUCCCAAGCUAUCAGCAUUACCGCCUCGCUGCUGGCAUCGAAGGCGAGCUUCCCGAAUACCUGGCCAACCACACCGAUGUCGCGUUUACACAUCUUGCUUGCGACGGCGUCGACAUCUCAGACCCGCAUUGUUCAUACACGGAUGACUAUUUCUCACUAGCCGAAGACGUUCCGCUGGCCAAACAGUCCAACCACAAAUUCCUAGCCGAUCUCGAUGGCGACUCCAGCAGUGACCGGCUUCGCCAACUCCUGCUCUCCACGUCCCUUCCCAUUAAGUCGACGGUGUACAGUGAAUGGCACGAUUCGCGUCUGGUUCCCUGGGCGCAUUUCAUUCCCAUGGAUUCCACUUAUAUGGACGUUUACGGGAUUAUGGAGUACCUCCUUGGAUAUGGCGAUGACGAGGGUCAUGAUUCGACAGCAGAGAGGAUAGCACUGAACGGCAAACGCUGGGCCGAGAAAGUUCUUCGCAAAGAGGACAUGCAGAUCUACGUGUAUCGACUUCUGCUGGAGUAUGCGCGAGUCUGCGAUGAUCGGCGGGAGUUUCUCGGGUACGUGGCUGAUCUCUGGUAG
Molecule: messenger RNA, 1827 nt
Organism: Aspergillus steynii IBT 23096
Lineage: Eukaryota; Fungi; Ascomycota; Eurotiomycetes; Eurotiales; Aspergillaceae
Exons: 1
Coding region: 1-1827 (608 amino acids)
Source: RefSeq, a predicted model, not a curated record